This is a messenger RNA of Clonostachys rhizophaga, 894 nucleotides long. Lineage: Eukaryota; Fungi; Ascomycota; Sordariomycetes; Hypocreales; Bionectriaceae. The record is from the annotation of a GenBank genome assembly.
AUGUCUUCAUCAAGGGGCCACUACGCCAACCCACCAUUGGACGAUGACGAUGAUUUGAUCGACCCCGAUGAUGCUAGCCUUGGCGAAUUCGAUGAUCCCCUGGCACCACAAUCUGCGAGCCAACCGCUGACAGGUAACAUUGGAUCUGGCUCCUCCUCAUCGCGACCUGCGAAUGAAGGUUGGACCUCGAGUAUUCCUGGCGAAGAUCGCAGGGCGCCCCAGAACACGAUUGACGAGACGGUAUGGGAGACUCUCAAGCGAGACUUGCUCGCGAUAUGGGCCAAGUUGCGGGAGGUGCUCUACCCCAAGUACCUCCUUGGUGGUACUAUGUUCGAUUCCGAGGGUGGUAUUCGGGGUGCCUACUCCAACAUCAGAGGAGCUGGCAUCACUGGUACGAGAGAGGAGCUCACUGGACUGGCCAGCAGGGUUAUCGACUCGGACAAUUUGCUACAGAGCAAUUUGACGCCAGGUUUACGGGAUUGGGACCUUUGGGGUCCUCUCAUCUUCUGUCUCCUUCUGAGUCUGCUUCUCAGCUUUAAUGCUCGCCCCGAGCAGCGAGAUGCGGUCUUUAGCGGUGUGUUUGCUAUGGUCUGGCUGGGCGAGGCGAUCGUAACCCUUCAGAUUCGGUUGCUGGGCGGUAGCAUUUCUUUUGCCCAGAGCGUCUGUAUUAUCGGGUACACCCUGUUCCCUCUUGUCCUUGCCGCGCUCAUGUCGGCUCUCCACCUCUACUGGAUUGCACGAAUACCGGUCUACAUUGUUUUGGUUCUCUGGUCUUUGGCCGCUGGCGUUAGCAUCCUCGGCGGUAGUGGUGUAGUGAAGAAUCGUGUUAUGCUGGCUGUUUUCCCUCUGUUUAUCUUUUACAUGGGACUCGGCUGCCUUUGCUUCAUCAGCUAG